Molecule: messenger RNA, 6655 nt
Organism: Homo sapiens (human)
Lineage: Eukaryota; Metazoa; Chordata; Mammalia; Primates; Hominidae
Gene: PLEKHM1
Product: pleckstrin homology and RUN domain containing M1
Exons: 12
Coding region: 1527-4697 (1056 amino acids)
Biological process (GO): lysosome localization; positive regulation of ruffle assembly; positive regulation of bone resorption
Cellular component (GO): endosome membrane; late endosome membrane; autolysosome membrane
Source: RefSeq, a predicted model, not a curated record
AUCGUCGGCUCGGAGGCUGAGGGGCUGCCGCGGCCGGGAGCGCCCCUCGCCUCGCUCCUCGCUCCGCUUGGUGAGUUAGGGGGUCAAGAUGCGAGGAGGGCGGCGGAGUGGUGGGAGGGCCGAGGCGCGAACGGGCGGUGGGCCUCCCGCUCCCUCCGCGAUUCCCAGCCCCUGGUUACCCUGAGACUGCCCGGCUUCAGGGCCCUCAGCCCUGUCCAGCCCGCGCCCGCUCCUCUCCGACCCAGCCUUCCCCCUGCACCGCCGCUGUGGCCCCGUCCCCUCCGUCUGUCCAGCCCCCAGCCCGCGCCCGCAUCCCCUCACCAGCGGUCUUGCUUAAAUGCAGCUUCACUCGUGACCCCACUUUACCCCAGUUCCAACACCGAUCUCGGCCACGUCCCUUCGCCCCGCCCUGACACACCUCAUCCUCUCUCCCCACCCCUCUGGUAAUCCCGAUGCUCCGCGCUUACCUCCCCGAGACCCACCAUUCAGGUUUCCCCUUUUCUGGCUCAGCUUUCUUAUCCCAGUCACCCCCAUCCCCCGUCUAGCUCCCCAAGAUCUGCUCAUCCCAAACAUUCUACCUCCGCCCUCUCAUCUAAGACCCACCCCCAAAGUAGGUGCCCUGUUGAGCUCACCGCUUUCUUCUGGAUAACUCCGAUCUCAGCCUUAUUCCAAGUCUUAACUGUGUCUUCUCGUCCUUAGUCUCCUAGCCACUGUAUACCUUCCUUUGCGUCUCCUGCCGUACUGAGGACAGCCCAUCCCUAAGUCUUUGCCAAACUGUCCCGAACUCUUGCUGCCUCCUUUCCUACCACCCUCACCCAAUCUUGUUAAAAAUGACAUCUCCAUGUCCUUUCACCCCCGCUGACCCACCGCAACUCUUCACCCCAACUCUGCGUCCAUUGCUUCCCUCGACCCAACUCCCAUUCAACCUGAGAACUUAGUGCAGAGUCGCCUGCCAACUCCACCAGCUGCCCCUCAACAGCCAAAUGUAGGUGCUCACUCAGACCCGCAGUUACAGACUGAGCAGCAUGAUUGGCGGGUGCAGGGGCUCAGGUGGUAAAUAAGGGUGGAGGAGCAGUGGGCUCUCCCCAACUCUUGGGUGGGGCCGGGGUUUUUCCUGGCAUCUGGUCUCCUGCACCUGUCCUCAGGGAUUGUGUUUUUGGCAUUCAUAUUAAAUGACUUGUGCUGGCUGCUGGAAUGGUAGGUAUCAUUCAAAUAUCUGGAAGGUGAGAGACGGCCACUCACUCAGCUCACUUAGCACAGAAUGAUGGAAGCUGUCACUUCCUUCUGGUUGGUGUUCUCGCCCUGGAGAGCUUCUGGGAAGUUCUGUGUGGUGUUGGCUGUGGUCACAGAAUAUUGUUCGUGUUCCUUUUCUUGGCACUUGUAAGGGCCUCUCCCUGCCAGAGCUGAUGGCAGAUCAGUCCUGAUGCUGAAUUCAGGGGAUAUGAUGGGUGCCAGAGGCAACGUUACCUGUUGUGAAGAGUAUAGGUGUCAUGUGAUUCUCUGAGGGAGCAGCUGCGUGAGUGGAGAUGCUUUCAGUGGUGGAGAAUGGACUGGACCCCCAGGCUGCCAUCCCGGUCAUCAAGAAGAAGCUGGUGGGAUCCGUGAAGGCCUUGCAGAAGCAGUACGUGUCCCUGGACACGGUGGUCACUAGUGAAGACGGAGAUGCCAACACCAUGUGCAGCGCCCUGGAGGCCGUAUUUAUCCAUGGCCUGCACGCCAAGCACAUCCGAGCUGAGGCCGGAGGAAAAAGGAAGAAAAGUGCCCACCAGAAGCCUCUGCCCCAGCCUGUCUUCUGGCCCCUCCUGAAAGCUGUCACCCACAAACACAUCAUCUCAGAGUUGGAGCACCUGACGUUUGUCAACACGGAUGUGGGCCGCUGCCGGGCAUGGCUGCGGCUGGCCCUGAACGAUGGCCUGAUGGAGUGCUACCUGAAGCUGCUGCUGCAGGAGCAGGCCCGCUUGCAUGAGUACUACCAGCCCACCGCCCUGCUCCGGGAUGCUGAGGAGGGCGAGUUCCUCCUUAGCUUCCUGCAGGGCCUCACGUCCUUGUCCUUCGAACUCUCCUACAAGUCUGCCAUCUUAAAUGAGUGGACGCUCACCCCAUUGGCCCUGUCUGGGCUUUGCCCGCUUUCUGAGCUGGACCCUCUCUCUACCUCUGGUGCAGAACUACAGCGGAAGGAAUCUCUGGAUUCCAUUUCCCAUUCUUCAGGCUCUGAAGACAUCGAAGUCCAUCACUCGGGCCAUAAGAUACGGAGGAACCAGAAGCUGACUGCCUCCUCCCUCAGCCUGGACACGGCCAGUUCAUCCCAGCUGUCCUGCAGCCUAAACUCUGAUAGCUGCUUACUCCAAGAGAAUGGCUCCAAGAGUCCAGACCAUUGCGAGGAGCCCAUGUCCUGUGACUCAGACCUGGGCACAGCAAAUGCUGAGGACUCAGACCGGUCUCUGCAAGAGGUAUUGUUGGAAUUCAGCAAAGCCCAGGUAAACUCUGUGCCAACCAACGGACUGAGCCAAGAAACAGAGAUCCCCACACCACAGGCCUCGCUCUCCCUCCAUGGCCUCAACACCAGCACAUACCUGCACUGUGAGGCACCUGCAGAGCCCCUUCCUGCCCAGGCAGCCUCUGGAACUCAAGAUGGUGUCCACGUGCAGGAGCCGCGUCCCCAGGCGCCCAGCCCCCUGGACUUACAGCAGCCUGUAGAGAGCACCUCAGGCCAGCAGCCUUCUAGUACUGUCAGCGAGACAGCCAGAGAAGUGGGCCAAGGGAAUGGCCUGCAGAAGGCCCAGGCUCAUGACGGAGCUGGUCUGAAGCUGGUAGUUUCCUCACCCACCAGUCCGAAAAACAAGAGCUGGAUCUCAGAGGAUGACUUCUACCGGCCUUCCCGGGAGCAACCCCUGGAGAGUGCUUCAGACCACCCAAUAGCUUCUUACAGGGGGACUCCAGGGUCAAGGCCUGGUCUCCACAGGCAUUUUUCUCAAGAACCAAGAAAAAACUGCUCCCUGGGGGCGUUAGACCAAGCGUGUGUACCUUCCCCAGGAAGAAGGCAAGCCCAGGCAGCCCCAUCCCAGGGGCAUAAGAGCUUCCGGGUGGUACACCGGAGACAGAUGGGACUGUCCAACCCAUUCCGGGGUCUCAUGAAGCUGGGCACCGUGGAGCGGCGGGGGGCAAUGGGCAUCUGGAAGGAGCUCUUCUGCGAGCUCUCCCCGCUGGAGUUCCGCCUCUACCUGAGCAACGAGGAGCACACCUGUGUGGAGAACUGCUCGCUGCUUCGCUGUGAGUCUGUGGGGCCAGCCCAUAGUGAUGGGCGCUUUGAGCUGGUCUUCUCUGGCAAGAAGCUGGCCCUGCGCGCCUCCUCCCAGGACGAAGCUGAGGACUGGCUGGACCGGGUGCGGGAGGCCCUGCAGAAGGUCCGGCCUCAGCAGGAGGAUGAGUGGGUGAACGUGCAGUACCCAGACCAGCCUGAGGAACCCCCCGAGGCGCCCCAGGGCUGCCUCUCUCCCUCAGACCUGCUCUCGGAGCCCGCGGCCCUCCAGGGCACACAGUUUGACUGGUCGUCCGCCCAGGUUCCAGAGCCAGAUGCCAUCAAGGAGUCCCUGCUGUACUUGUACAUGGACAGGACCUGGAUGCCCUAUAUAUUUUCUCUGUCCUUGGAGGCUCUGAAAUGUUUCCGCAUCAGGAACAAUGAGAAGAUGCUGAGUGACAGCCACGGCGUGGAGACCAUCCGGGACAUCCUGCCAGACACCAGCCUUGGGGGCCCAUCCUUCUUCAAAAUCAUCACGGCCAAGGCUGUCCUGAAGCUGCAGGCCGGAAACGCCGAGGAAGCCGCCCUGUGGAGGGAUCUGGUCCGCAAAGUCCUGGCAUCCUACUUGGAGACAGCCGAGGAGGCGGUGACCCUGGGCGGGAGCCUGGAUGAAAACUGUCAGGAGGUGCUGAAAUUUGCCACCCGGGAGAAUGGCUUCCUGCUGCAGUACCUGGUGGCUAUCCCCAUGGAGAAAGGCCUUGACUCCCAAGGCUGCUUCUGCGCAGGCUGCUCCCGGCAGAUCGGCUUCUCCUUUGUACGACCCAAGCUCUGUGCCUUCUCUGGCCUCUAUUACUGUGACAUCUGCCACCAAGACGAUGCCUCAGUGAUUCCGGCCAGGAUCAUCCACAACUGGGACCUCACCAAGCGCCCGAUCUGCAGGCAGGCCCUGAAGUUUCUGACACAGAUCCGGGCCCAGCCCCUCAUCAACCUGCAGAUGGUGAACGCGUCUCUGUACGAGCAUGUGGAGCGGAUGCACCUCAUUGGGAGGAGACGGGAGCAGCUGAAGCUCCUGGGGGAUUACCUGGGCCUGUGCCGGAGUGGCGCCCUGAAGGAGCUCAGCAAGAGGCUCAACCACAGGAAUUAUCUCUUGGAAUCUCCGCAUAGGUUCAGUGUUGCUGACCUCCAACAGAUCGCAGACGGGGUGUAUGAAGGAUUCCUCAAGGCCCUGAUUGAAUUUGCCUCCCAGCAUGUCUACCACUGCGACCUGUGCACCCAGCGCGGCUUCAUCUGCCAGAUCUGCCAGCACCACGACAUCAUCUUCCCCUUUGAGUUUGACACCACAGUCAGGUGUGCCGAGUGCAAGACCGUCUUCCACCAGAGCUGCCAGGCUGUGGUGAAGAAGGGCUGCCCCCGCUGUGCCCGCCGGCGCAAGUACCAGGAACAGAACAUUUUCGCCUGAUGCCCAUCUGCUGACCCCGCUCUGAAAGCCGGGGGUGAGUGUGGCUCAGCCAUCCCGGCUGGGUUUGCCAUCAGCCCAGGAUACUCACCGUGUCACAGCUGUGUCCCCUUGUCAGGAAGACCCUCAGAUGUGGCCAGAGCACCGGCCUCCCAGAGAAAGCCCAGGAAGUCCCCGUGGUGUCCCCUGGCCCUCCCCCCACCCCUCUGCUGCAGGAGGCGUGGCCACCACCAGAUGCUCCCUGUCUGGGGCAGGCAGGGCCGUUUACUCACCAGGCCCUGGCUCACCAGCGUCCCGGCGCCUCCGUUAGGGCUGCCCAAACACUGUGGAAAGGGGACUUGGGGAGCAUUUUCAAUUCCACAUUCCUGAUUAAAAGGUCUAGUUUUUUAAGGUGGGUUUUUCCCAUUCAUAUUUCAACAGAAAGUAUUUUUUUAUUCUUGACCCUACGUGAGUCACCCAUGAAAUCCAGACAUUCUCACCCCCAGCGGAUGCACAGGAGCCACUCAGGCCUGGCUUAGAGGUAGCGGGUGGCUGGUGGGCAGGCCACUGCUGGGACAGGGUCUAUGGGCCCACCCAGUGCCUUUCCUUGGCCCUCACUGCCAGUGCCAAACCGCCCCUCAGCAGGGCAGGGCCAGUCCUGGCGACCCCGGUUCCUCUGUGUCCUCUUUACUCCCCACCCCAGUGCGUCUCGCCUGCUGAGCCCACCGCUUUCUCAGCGUCAGAGCCCCUAGCUCUUCUCUAGCCUGGGGCCUUGGCCCCAUUAGGAGAAGGAGAAAUGACUGGAAACCAGCACUGUCAGCACUUUGAGCCCUCCUCGGUUUAUGGAGGGUCGCCGUCUUGCCCACCCCCGAUCCCCGUGCGCUCCUCACCCCUCUACAGACAGGGGCGCUGCUGCAGAUGCUCCAGGCCCACCUUGGUGGGUGCCCGGGGUCACACUCUCUGCCUGACUGACCCCUGCCAGGGCACAGAUAGGCAGGACCCCAGAGAGGGCAGGCAGCCACGCCCUGCACUGUGGAGAAGUGACCUGGUCCUAAGCUGUGCAGGGCGUGCGGGGGAACUGCCCUGUGGAUGCAGCCACCACCUCACAAAGCCAUGAAUUCCCAAAGCAUCACUGAACUUGCCCAGCCGGGACACUGGAGACUGAAGAAGUUCCCCGGAGCAGGACUGCCUUUGAAGGGGCCUUGGGGCUGGGGUGGGAGUCUGGAAUUGUUUUCAAAGUGAUGGUCAGACCCUCCAGGCUUCGGGGAAAUGUGGGUUUGCUGGUCUCUCUGUCGCCUUCCCCCACCUCUCCUGGACCUAGCAGGCCCUCAGUCCUAGCUGUCUUACCUGCGCUCAGCUUGGAGUCAGGCCUCAGGUGGAGAGCCGCAUGUCACUGUCAGAGAUGAGCCCACCCCCACCCUUCCCUGGGGGCGAUUAGCUGCUGAGUCACCCACCCAGCCUUGGAGCUGGAUGCCUGUGCAGCAGAACAGAGGCAACGGUGGCAGGCAGGUGGAGGCUGCGCACAGCUUCUCCCGGUCAUGGCACACACCUGUGCCCAGACGCCAAUGCCUCCUAAGCCAGGAGCUGGGUUAUGCACCGCCAUGGCCCACAUUAACGCUCCACCACAAGCCCAGCCUAGUCAGAGCCCUCAUUGCCCCAUCCCUGAGUGGGCAGGAGCCUGGCCUGGGGAGGGCUUGGGCCUGUGAGGAUUCUCCCCGAAGGUGCCCUCGGAGGCAGCAGGUUUGAGGCCCUGGGGGGCCCGUUCCCCAGAAGCUGCCAGUGCUUUCAGAUGCAUUGACUCUUCCCGCCUCCCCUCCCUCAGAAAGGUAGUGCCCACACUAUUUUUAAAAUGUUAUUUUAUGCAAUACACUGUUCCUAGUGAGCAGGGCUCUGGCCCUGAGGAGUCUUUGCAAUGUAUUGAAGGAAUUGCUGCCGUGUGAGUUUUGAAUGAUUUUGCAGUAAAGACCUGAUCUUUCUCAUCA